CCACGUCAUAUGUUGUCUUUUACGAGUAGGAUAGGGAAAGGAAGAGAAAAGAAAACCCUGGUAAUCUAUGAACUAGGUCAAUAAAUACUAUGUUCCAAAUUUUAGAUUUGUUCGAAAUUUAUUUCUAAAUAUAAUAAAAUAGAAAUGUGAUUAUAUUGUUUAAAAUUGUAAUAUCUUUUUAGUAUUGUUUAAAAUAAAAUUAGCUAUUGGCUCUCAAAUUUUCAUAUCAUUUACUAUAUCAUGUUCAUUUUGUUGUCAAAGCUAGUUCAUUAAGCAUUUUUUUUUGUGUGUGUCAUUAUUUAACACGAAUAGUUUUUUUUACACACAAAGAGCAAAAAUAUUAUAUGAGAAUGUUGAAUAAUGACUAGCGAUAAAUCAUCGCCUCACUCGCCUCCUCGUUUCUACUUAUUCUCCGCCACCACUCUCUCCCUCCUUUGCUGCUACUCUCUCCCUCCUCUCUGUCUAGUGCUCUCUCAGAAUAAUUUGCAGAUAACAGUCGUCACCAAUCCCUUGAUUUCUGACUUCCUCGCCGCUUCUACUGCGUGCUCCGCUUGUCUCCCGCUGGUGCCUGGCACUAUCUCCCUCCCCUCUGACUCUUGCUCUCUCGUAAGAAUCCACAUAAGACGGCCGCCACCAUUCCCUCUAUCCGGCUCUUGCCUCUCAGGCUUCGCUCUCUGCUUCGAUUUGCGACUUUCCUCUCCGCCUCUACUGACCGCUCUUUGCUCCGCCUCCACGUCGAAUCAGCUGUGGAUGGACUUUGCAUGUCGGCGAGCUCCUCUCCUCAACCGUUGUGGUGUCAGCGUGAAUGAGAAGAUGGUGGAGUGAUGGCUAAUUUGAUGGCAGACGGCGAGGCGGUGGCGACCGCUAUGUGAGGUUGGAGAGGAUGGGUUGGCGGCCGCUGUGUGAGGCUAGGGUUUGGACAAGAUGGGGGUUGGUUGUGGUUGGGUGUUUCAAUGGGCUAGAGAGUGAUUGUGGGCUGGGUUUUAGUGGGCUAGGGUGGCUGUUUGCCUGGUUUUAGUGGGCUAAAGAGUGGCUGUGGGUUGGGUUGAGAUUUCAUUGGCCUGUGGGUAGGGCUCGAAGUUUGGUACCGAUAUUUGGGAUAUACCGAAUACCGUAUCGAAUUUGUCUAUAUUUGGUAUUACUGAAUGCAUGUAUUAUUAUUUGGGAUUGGGAUUGAGAUUGAAUUUUAAUUGUUAUUCGGUAUUAGAGAUUACGGGAUUGGGAUCAGUAUAUACCGAAAUACCGAUCAAUACCGAAAUAUAAGGUAGUGUGUAUU
Molecule: messenger RNA, 1276 nt
Organism: Linum trigynum
Lineage: Eukaryota; Viridiplantae; Streptophyta; Magnoliopsida; Malpighiales; Linaceae
Source: the annotation of a GenBank genome assembly